Molecule: messenger RNA, 438 nt
Organism: Clonostachys rhizophaga
Lineage: Eukaryota; Fungi; Ascomycota; Sordariomycetes; Hypocreales; Bionectriaceae
Source: the annotation of a GenBank genome assembly
UCUAACCUCUGUUCUGGCCAAGCCGACGAACUGUACAUCCAUCCGCUCAACCAUACAUCAACGGCAUUCUCUCUUCCUCCCCAUUGCUUGUCUCGUCCUAGACUGGCAAGCCCAAAGCCCUUGGGCUCAUCUACAACGACAAUCUCCAUAUAUUACACUCCAAACAUCAGCAGAACAUCAUCAUCCAGCAUGUGCAACUACAUUUAUAAGGAGCUGAGCUGUCAGCAUCACUACCACCUGGUAGAGUCAUGGUGCCCCAAGUACAUCGAGACUCAGCAACGAUGCACACCCAAAAUUGUGAGCAAGCAGUACUGGGGUGAUGAUAUUUGUGCUGCAUGCCGAGAACGACAACAGCCUUCCCAACACCCCUGGGCCAAGAUGAUCAAGCGUCCCGCGUCGCCUCGAGUUCCUUCAUUCUCCCAGGACGUUUACGCCCGA